AGCAGACCAGCAGGACGCUGCUGCCUUUAAAGACACGUGAUGUUAUUCCAUCUUAGCUUUCUUUUAGCUGGUGUAUAAAACGCCCUGCUCUUUUCAGACGCUCCCUUACAGUCUCUGCGCUCUGGAGCGCUCAGCUCAACUCAGCUCAGAUCAGCUCGGCCACUUACAGGAAGAAGAACAUUCAGAAACGCAAUUCCAGUGAUUUUUCUCUCCUGAACGGGAAAACGAAGCUGUAGUUUUGGUGAUUUUUACCUGCGACAGAACGUCACCUCCACUGUGCGCGCGUGCGGGCGUGCGCGCGUGUAUAUGUGUGUGAGGCUCGUGAGUGAGUGAGGCGCGUGGUCGAGGAGCUCCAGCGAAAGUUUGUUGCUCUCAGAGUAAAAACGCAGUGAAAGCCCAGUUAAGGGGUCCUACAGAUCAGAGUGAGGCUGUUCUGCUGACCACACGAGGUGAAUGGGAGCUCUGCUGGACCCAAACUGACCCCUCACACCUCCAUUUACACACACCAGAGAAGAAAAACAAGAAUGUGAAGCGGUCAGUCACUGUGCACAUGGACAACUCCUCUUCUGCCGUUCUCCCCUCUUGCACCUACAACGAGGACUUCAAGCGCUUUCUCCUGCCCAUCGUCUACAGCGUCGUCUUCAUUGUGGGCCUUCCGCUCAACAUCGCGGUCAUUCUGCGGAUAUGGAGCACGCGCCGGGCACUGAGCCGCAACAACAUCUACAUGCUAAACCUGGCGGUGGCUGAUUUUCUAUACGUCUGCUCACUGCCUUUGCUAAUCUACAACUAUGCUAGCUGGGACUACUGGCCUUUUGGGGACUUCACCUGUCGGCUAGUUCGCUUCCAGUUCUACAGCAACCUUCAUGGUAGCAUUUUCUUCCUCACCUGCAUUAGCUUCCAGCGCUACCUGGGCAUUUGCCAUCCAUUGGCCCAGUGGCCUAGAAAGGGAGGCCGUAGACUAGCCUGGGUGGUUUGUGCUUGUGUCUGGGUGACCGUGGCCGUGCUAGUCGCUCCGACUUUCGAGUUUGCGGCCACAGGAAUCCAGAGAAACCGCACGGUUUGCUAUGACCUUAGCGUGCCUGAACGUUCUGCCCAGUAUGUUCCAUAUGGACUGGCCCUGACCUGCUUGGGCUUUCUGGUGCCCUUCCUGAUCAUAGUGAGGCUUUACUGCAGUAUGGCGCGGGUGCUGUGCCGCCCUGCGGAAGCUAGAGGCGAAGCAGCUGAAGAAAAGAAGAGCAAAGCGGUCAAAAUGAUCAUAAUCGUGGUGAUAGUGUUCGCCAUCAGCUUCCUGCCGUUCCACGUGACCAAAACGCUAUACCUGUUGGUUCGGACCAUGCCCACAGCACCCUGCGAGCUGCGGAACCUCCUGGCCGUCAUCUACAAGAGCACCAGGCCCUUUGCCAGCAUGAACAGCGUGCUGGACCCCAUCCUCUUCUACUUCACACAGUCCAAGUUCAGAAAAGGCACACGUAGCCUCCUGCUCAAGAUCAACACGCUUAGGGAGAAGAUCGGCUGAAGCGAUAGGCCAAAAAUCUCAUUUAAACAGUUUUCCCAUUACCCAAAAAGUAGUUAAUCAGCUAAGACAUGUUUGGUGUCUGAAGUUUGCUUCCUUAGUUUUGCACUGGAGCUACAAGGCUAAUGUAGCUAACAAAUAAUGGAAGCUAAUAGUCACCAAACCGCAUACCAAAAUCACAAAUGUAUACUUUUGUCCUUUUUUAAGGACAUUAUGUGCCAGAAAACAUAUUAGCAUGAUUAUUUAAAAUCAUUAACUUGGUUUUGAAGCAUGUGUUUGAUGACUCAAGCAUGCAGUUGACACAAAGCUAAUGACUAUAAACUCUCAUUUGUUGGCUAUGUUAGCAUUGUAGUUUCACCUGAGAAAAGCCUGUGUGGGUUUGACACUUUAUGACCUAAUAUAAUUAUGAUAUAUAUAUAUAUAUACACCGAUCAGGCAUAACAUUCUGACCACCUCCUUGUUUCUACGCUCAUUGUCCAUUUUAUCAGCUCCACUUACUAUAUAGGUGCACUUUGUAGUUCUACAGUUACAGACUGUAGUCCAUCUGUUUCUCUGCAUACUUUGUUAGCCCCCUUUUACCCUGUUCUUCAGUGGUCAGGACCCCCAUGGACCCUCACAGAGCAGGUACUGUUUGGGUGGUGGAUCAUUCUCAGCACUGCAGUAACACUGACGUGGUGGUGUGUUAGUGUGUGUUGUGCUGGUCUGAGCGGAUCAGACACAGCAGUGCUGCUGGAGUUUUAGAGAAGGCUUACCAGUAAUAGUGACGGUUCACCACAGCAUAUUAAUAUCUAUAAAAAUGUACAAAAGUAUAAGUUUGUGAUUACUGGUAUGCGGUUUGGUGGCUUUAAGCUUAUAUUACUUAUUAGCUACAUUGGCCUCGUAGCUCCAGUGCAAAACCAAAGAAGGAAACUUCAGACGCUGGUCAGCUAAUGGAAUAACAUUUGGGGUAAGGGAGGGAAACCAUGGACAUUUGGUUUUUGGCCAGACCAUCUAUAAGUGGGAGAAGGACACAGCUCGUAUCAGAGCUUCUGGGCUAAAGGAACUCCAAAAUUCCAGCCCAGAGAAGUAUGGGUUCCACUUAUGAGUCUUGGUUCCUUUCAGUGAUUCCUCCUCAUACUGAGUUUUUCCUGAUAUUCUGUCUGGGUGAUGCCCAUUAGGGGGCGCCCACAGCACCCACACUUCUGGACAAGCUGCUUUGGGACAGUGAAUAUCUUGGCAUUAUCUUGAAAACAUCUGAAAUCUAGUCAGUAUAUCUAGUGUGUCUUUUUGUGAUACUGUUGUGAGAAUAUUAUGAAAUUUAUCAACAUAUUUCUAGGUGUUUUUAUUAAGUCAUUUUAUCUAGAGAAAAUGUCAUUCCAUGGGCUGACCAUUUUUUGAAAUGAGCACAUAAUUAGACAAUUUCAUCAGAUAAAACGUUAAAACAAGUAAAAAAUAUCUAGAAAUGAGUUGAAUAAUCUUAUAAUAUUCAUACAGCAAUCUAAAAUAAUCCACUUGCCAAGAUAUUUUUUUUGCAGCGCGAACAUGAAGAGAACGAGCAAUAAAAAAGCUCAAGUGAGAUUAUUGUAAGCUUAAAUGAACGAGUUUCAUAAAAGUACAGUGAAACAUAUCAUAUCGCUGUUGUC
Colossoma macropomum (tambaqui) is the source of this 3135-nucleotide messenger RNA. RefSeq names its product P2Y purinoceptor 3. Gene Ontology annotation, cellular component: plasma membrane. Gene Ontology annotation, molecular function: G protein-coupled UDP receptor activity; G protein-coupled UTP receptor activity; G protein-coupled ADP receptor activity. Gene Ontology annotation, biological process: cellular response to pyrimidine ribonucleotide; phospholipase C-activating G protein-coupled receptor signaling pathway. NCBI's taxonomy places the organism in Eukaryota, Metazoa, Chordata, Actinopteri, Characiformes, Serrasalmidae. The record is from RefSeq and is a predicted model, not a curated record. The transcript is spliced from 2 exons. The coding region runs from base 551 to 1516 and encodes 321 amino acids.